AUGUACGACCUUAAACGGUAUGCACGAAGGCUUCGGAAUUCCCGUAAUGAAUUAGAAAGUAACCAACCUAAAGUUAAACCCCAAUUCGACCAUUCCCAUCUCCUUCCUGAACUUCCUCCUUUAAACCCUUCACAGAAUAGGCAAUUCAAUGAAAAUACUCAAACCUCAUUAAAAUCAGUUUAUGCAAAUACUAUGGUUAAUUCUUAUCGAAACCGGCCACCUAUACAAUCUAAUUUGUUUUUAAAUCCCCCAGCUAAGGGACAAUUUUCUCUUUCACCCGUUACGCAAGAAGAGGCGCCAACUCUGGCAUAUCCGACUAAAUCCAAGCCAAACACAUUUUAUUCACCUCAACACCCAAUAGUCCCUGAGAGCUAUUUUAAUGAAACCAAUUGUUCAAAUAGUAAUAAAAUGAAUAAAUUUAACCCACUUGCUAUCCCUCCUGGUUUUUCCCCUCUAGAAGAAAUAAAUGUUGAAAAGAAUCCUAACGAUUUAAACAAUCAGAUGAGUGAAGAAAUAAUCCAAUUACCAAAACUUAUAAAUGAAAAAUAUGAAGAAAUACACAUUAACUCGGAAGAAUCAACCCCUUUUCUGAUCAGUACCUCCCCUCCAGAUAUUCCCCCAUUAUCUCACCCCAUUAUCUGCUCCAAUAAUACACAACAUUCGACUUCUACAUCAGAAGAUAUAUUGGAAGGAAAUGAAAAGAAAAAUCUGUUGGAUUAA
Molecule: messenger RNA, 720 nt
Organism: Meloidogyne enterolobii
Lineage: Eukaryota; Metazoa; Nematoda; Chromadorea; Rhabditida; Meloidogynidae
Source: the annotation of a GenBank genome assembly